CCCCUUUUCCCUAUAGUGCGCAUGCUUGACGUAGCAGAAGGAAGAUCGAUAGUAAAACGAAAAUAGCGAUGUAUUGAAAUGUGAAAAAUAUACAGUUUUGAAAUAUUUGUAAUAAUCUCUGAGUAUUGAAAGUCCUUGUAAUUGGCAACAAUGUAUAAUGGUAUAGGGUUAACAACCGCCCGAGGAAGUGGUACCAAUGCUUAUGUUCAGAAAAAUCUAUCCUUUGUCAGAAACCACAAAGACAGAGUCGACUACAAGUCGGAGGAAGAACUGAAAAAGUUGGAACAGUCCAUGAUAAAACAGCCCAAUAAAGAAAUUCUUGAUCAUGAUCGUAAACGAAAAGUGGAACUCAAAUGUCUGGAAAUGCAAGAAUUAAUGGAAGAACAAGGGUAUUCACAAGAUGAAAUUGAAAAGAAAGUAUCCAUGUUUAGAACCAUGUUAAUCAAUAAAGAGGGUGUGACUGAGGGAGUACUUGACAAAGAUGAACAUGGACGUCCAAUAGCUAAAGAAACACAUCAGAUUGCUGAGGCCAAUCAAGAGAAAAAUAAGCGAUUAAAAGAAGCCUUUGGUAUCAGUGAAUAUUAUGUUGAUGGCUCAUCACUGGAUCCUAACAGAAAGGCAAAGGAAGACGAGGCAAAGGCUGUGGCUAUGGCACAGAAAAAAUAUGCAAUUGUUAGAGAUUCGAGUUCAUCAGAAAGAUCUGUUUCCCCCACACCAAAGAAAAGGAAGAAAACAAAAUCAAGGGAUGAUAGUUCUGACAGAGAAAGUCGGAGAGACAGAAAGAAGCACAAGAGUAAGAAACACAAACAUGAUCGUUCUGAAACUAAAAAGUCGAGAAAUAAACAUAAGAAGAGAAGGAGUAAGAGGAGAGGAAAGAAGCACAAGCGAUCUGGUACCCCUAGUUCUAUGGUGUCAGGAGCCAGCUUAUCAGAUAAGGACAGUUCUUCAGAUGAGGAUAUAAACCAAAAUAUCAAAGCUACAGUAAACAAGCAACGAGAAGAGAACACAGAUGAAAGAAAAUCUCCACCAUCUGACAACAAACAGAAAAGGAAAAGGUCAAGGUCAUCCAGGAGGUCAUCUUCUAGGUCAACCACAAGAUCCCACAGCCCAAGAAAGAAACAUAAAGAAAAUGGAAACAAGAAUGGACAUGACAGAAGCACUGCUGAAAGAUCUCCAACCAGUCACAGAUCUCUAUCUAUAACCAAGAAAUCAAACAGUAGAUCUAUCAGUUAUUCUCCAGAAUCAAGGUCAAGGAGAAAGUCAUCGUCUAGACGAUCAAGACAUUCCAGACAUCAUAGUAGAACUAGCUCAAGAAGUCGAUCAUCAAGGUCAGGGUCUUCUGUUUCAAGGUCACGGUCAAGAAGUAGAAGUUAUUCAACUAAAAGACACAGUAGAAGCUCAUCUAGAUCAAGGUCGAGAAGUCACUCCAGAGGUCGUCAUCAUAGUUACUCCCGAAGUCGUUCUCGAGAAAGGAGCACUUCCAUUAGACGUAGACGUGGAUCACCAAGUCAUUUAGACAGAAGAAGAAUAACCAGAUCCAGGUCGUCAAGUUACAACAGAUAUUACCACCAUUCACGUUCUUACUCGUCGUCGCCACGAUAUCCAAGAUCAAGGUCAUCCAAAUCAUACAGUGCCAGAAAGCGUCCUGUACCAUACUAUAGACCAAGUCCUCCAUCUCCUAGUUCUAUAAGUAGUGAUGACUCAUAUUACAGAUACAGGAAGUCACGGAAGGGUUCCCGAUACCGUAGUCUCAGCCGUAGUGUACCACUCCGACGGAAAAGAAGUUGGAGUCGGACAUCAGACUGAUUGAAAUCAUCAGAUAAUAAUGUUGUCUUUCAUCAGCUUGUAUCUGUGUUAUACUUUCAUUUUAUGCAAUAAUUUAUGUUCUUAUAGAGUACAAAUUGUAAGGGUAAUUUUAGAGAGAAAAAACACUCUAGGUCAAAUAAGUUCACGUCCUGAAUGAUAUGUAUUUUAAACGGUUUGGUUAUAUUUUAUGUUAAUUUAUAUAUAGCUAUGGAUCAUAGAAAUUUUUAAUUUGUACUGGUUGUUUUAAAAUACAUGAAAAUGAUAUCAUCUAGGCUCAUAUUUUAACAACCAAUUCAUUUCUGCAUUUCCCUUGCAUACACACUAUCCUACUAAGUAUUCCAGAAUGCAAGUUUCAACAUAACAAUCUCCUUCUAAGAACCGAAAGGAAAUUAAAGAGUUAUGGUUCUUCUUUUUGUUUGGACUCAUUGUGCUACUUAAGCUAAUAAACAUAAAUGGUAUUUGAUUUCAAUGUAGCUUUCAGUUAGGUUUUCCAUUUGCCAAAAUGCAUUAUUUAUAGCUCAAGAUUUUUUUUAAAACUCGUACAAACUAUGGGAUGUUUUAUUCCUAAAAAAAAUUCUGAUAUUAAAUUUCUUGGUUUACAUUCAUUUUAUGUUCAGUCAUAUAUGCUUCAGUUCAUAUGGAUUACAAGCCCGUUAUACAAGAACAAAUCUUUUAUUUGUGAAUAUAUGCUGACAUUAAUCUUAGAAUUUACAGAUCAUAUUUAGAAUACAGUUCUGAUGAUUUCAGCAAAUAUUGAGGUUUAAAACAAAAAAUCACUUUAUUUACCUUCUCCUGAAAUAUUGUCUUGGACUUGCAUUAAAUCACAGAGGACAGUAGACCUGAGUGAAAUGCAGUACCUAUAUUUUAAAAAGGUUUGUUUUUUUUAAAGAAAAAUUUUAAACUUCAAUUGAAAACCAUGCUUGAUUCUAUAGCCUGCUAAUAAAUCCUGUACAUUCCAUAUCAUUGACAAUAAUAUGUGGUGUUUUAUAUAUCAACUAUUCAUUAUUUGUAUUAUUUUCUAGUCAUUCCACAAACUUUUAUAACUUAAAAGUUAUUUUUACCUGUAUAGUAUUGUUAUUUAUUUAUUUUUGGCACAUGUUGUGGGUAUUUUACACAAUUGUUGAUAUUUAUUUUUACCUGUUAAUUUUAUUUUGCUCAUGUAUUUUUUUUGUUAAAAUACAUCUAUUUAAUACAUUCCUGAAAGAUAUUUAAUCUUCCAUGAUCAGUAUAGUUUUUAAAAAAAUUGGAAAAUUUGGAAAGGAAUAUAAAUUAUAUAUGGGGAAAAAUUACAAUUUUCUGAAUUUGGUGUAUUAAAGACUUAGGGCAAAACUAUUUAUUGUCCUGUAGUAAUUGAAUUUUUGAUCAAGGGGGAUAAUUCCCACAUAAUUCUUAUAAGAAUGACACAAGACUAUAUUUACUAGUAAAUCACUUUAACAAGUAUGACUAUUUCUUUAUUUGGUUUUAUGGGAAUUUCCAAGAAUAUAUACAGUUUUAACAGAAGAAAUUUAUUUAUAAUUUGCAAAUAAUAUUUUGUGACUUACACUACAUGCAUUUAAUGUACAGUGUCAUCUUUUAUUUCACAUGU
Mytilus trossulus (common blue mussel) is the source of this 3391-nucleotide messenger RNA. Its product is annotated as serine/arginine repetitive matrix protein 2-like. The transcript is spliced from 14 exons. The coding region runs from base 151 to 1806 and encodes 551 amino acids. Gene Ontology annotation, molecular function: mRNA binding. The record is from RefSeq and is a predicted model, not a curated record. NCBI's taxonomy places the organism in Eukaryota, Metazoa, Mollusca, Bivalvia, Mytilida, Mytilidae.